Messenger RNA from Boleophthalmus pectinirostris (great blue-spotted mudskipper), 3280 nucleotides. Its product is annotated as cadherin-1-like. The coding region runs from base 147 to 2456 and encodes 769 amino acids. Gene Ontology annotation, biological process: homophilic cell-cell adhesion; multicellular organism development; cell morphogenesis. The record is from RefSeq and is a predicted model, not a curated record. Lineage: Eukaryota; Metazoa; Chordata; Actinopteri; Gobiiformes; Gobiidae. The transcript has 17 exons. Gene Ontology annotation, molecular function: cadherin binding; calcium ion binding. Gene Ontology annotation, cellular component: plasma membrane; catenin complex; cytoplasm.
CCAUCAAGAUAGAGGAACAUGUUAAGAAACAAGACUCUCAAAGAGCAAACUCAGACCAGACUCAGACCAGACUCAGACCAGACUCAGUCCUGAUUCAGUCCUGAUUCGAUCUUGGUUCGGUCUUGGUUCGGUUCUGGUUCUCGAACAUGUUUCUCAGGGUGCUGCUUCAGUCCCUGUGGUGUUGGGUGGCUUUAAGUGACUGCUCUGAUCACAGAAGGUUUGUGUUCAGCAGUGAAGACUCCAGAUUCUCCGUUCAGACCGACGGCGCGAUCACGGUGAAGAGACAUGUGGUUCUACACGAAGGACACAAGGACUAUUCCGUUCACGCCUGGGACAAAGUCACCACCUCCACCCGAGUGCAGCACCAGGGGCAUCACCAGCACAACUGGGACCACGGGCAUCACCAGGGAAACCACGAGAAGCAUCAUCAACACGGACACCAAACUGAGAGUCCAGCUGUUGCUGUUGUUGCUGUUGAAGAUGCUCCCAGCCCCCACAAGAGAGAAUCUCUGGAAGAGGAUGUGGUCAUUUACUUUCCCAAAGCGACUAAAGGUCUGAAGAGAAGGAAGAGAGACUGGGUGAUCCCUAACAUUAACGUGCCCGAAAAUGACAGAGGACCUUUCCCCAAGAAAGUGUCUCAGAUCCGAUCAUCCGACGACAGAGACCGUGUGAUCUACUACAGCAUCACAGGCCCCGGAGCAAACCUGCCUCCUGUCCACCUCUUCACUAUGGACAAAUACACGGGCAUCCUGUACGUGACCCGGCCCCUGGACCGAGAGGUCCAGUCCCACUACACUUUUGAGGCUCAUGCAGUAGCAGAGGGUGCUGGUCAGGCUGAAACCAUGGAGCUUAAAGUCAUCGUGAUCGAUCAGAAUGACAAUCGCCCCGUUUUCCAUAAAGACACCUACGUGGGCGAAGUGGCCGAGUCUUCACCCCUCAACUUCGAGAUCCUCCAGGUGACGGCCACUGACGCGGAUCAGCCUGGGACUCUGAACGCCGACCUCCGCUACAGAAUCAUCGACCAGGAGCCGAAGUCUCCCGCACCCGACAUGUUCACGAUAAAUUCCAUCACCGGCUUCAUCCGAGUGAACGCACGAGGACUGGACCGAGAGAAAAACCCAAAGUACACUCUGGAGAUUGACGCGGCCGACAUGGUAGGAGAAGGACUCAUCGGGAGAACCAAAGUCAUCUUGACCGUGACCGAUAGCAACGACAAUCCACCGAUCUACACGGAGAGCCAGUUCACAGCCACUCUCCCUGAGAAUAAGGAGGGUGCCUUGGUGGCAAAGAUGUUGGUGACGGAUCAAGAUGAAGCCCACACUUCCACUUGGAACGCCAAAUUCACCAUCGUCGACGGCAACCAGAAUGGGCUCUUCGCCGUGGCAACAGGCGUCAACAAACAGGAGGGCAUCAUCACCACGGCGAAGGGCCUGGACUUCGAGAAGACUCAGAGGCACAAGCUGCUGGUCGCCGUGGAGAACGAGGUGCCCUUCGCCGUCCCUCUGCCCACGUCCACAGCGACGGUCUUCAUCACAGUAACGGACAUAAAUGAGGUGCCCAUCUUUGAGUCGGUCUUAAAGAAAGUCUCCCAACCCGAGGACCUGGCCGUGGACCAGAAAGUGGUCCUGUACACUGCCUACGACCCUGAUACAGCACGCAAUCAGACAGUCAUGUACCGGAUCGUGAGUGAUCCAGCCGGGUGGUUAAACGUGGCCAAAGACACGGGUCUGGUGACGGUGAAGUCGCCGAUGGACAGAGAGAGUUCGUUUGUGAAAGAAGGCGACAUUUACACAGCUCUGAUCGGAGCCUACGAUGAUGACGAGGUGCCGGCCACAGGAACAGGGACUCUGGAGAUUCAACUGAUCAGCGUGAACGACAACGUCCCAUCCAUCAAAGACGGCAGCUUCACGGUGAACAUCACAGACAAAGAUGGACCUGGGUUUGUGAACUGGACCACACAUGUGAACGACACCAACUUGGUCCUGAAUCGUCCAAUCAUCUCCGUGUCUGUGAGUGACGGGGCGUCCGAGCUCCAGCCUCAGGGGGUGCGGGUGCAGCUGGGCUCAAAGUUCAGGGUCAAAUGCUCCGUGGAGCCACAGUACCCGGGAGGCUCCUUCCGGCUCCUCUCUCCCGCCGCGCCCCCCGCUCAGAACCGCACCCUGCCCGCCGUCAAUCACUCCGCCCACUUCCUGUUCUCUGACGCUGACCACGCCCACAAAGGAAACUACACCUGUGUUUACCUCCUGCAGGUGUUUGACCACAACUUCUCCUCUCAGAGCCACACACUCCAGCUCUCUGUGGGAGAGUCAGACUCAGACCUGAUCAUCAGAGUCGUGGUGAUUCUUCUGUUGAAGCUCCUGUACAUCCUCCCAAUGUCCUACUACUACUGCAAGGUCCGGGCCAGAGGCGGCGCUAGAGAGAGGCUCCAGCUGAGAGUGAGACGGGUUCAGAUCUGAGUUGGUCCAGUUUCAGACUGGAUCAUUAACAUCUUUAGCUUCAGCAGCAUUUCAUCUUCCCAAAACAAAAGGGGGAAAUAGUAAAACCAAAUCAGAACCACUUUCAGAACCAAGGAGAACUAGAUUUUCCAACCAUGAAGACUUUAAUGAGUGAAAUUGUAUCGUGUGGCUGUAAAAUAAAAUAUCCUGCUUUCAAUUCAAGAGUUUCAACCAAAGCAACAAAACUGUUGUGUCGUCUCCUCUGAAAAGGAACGUACUGAAACUUUGAUUUGUUUCCUGUUCUACUACAAAUAUGAAUUCCCUCAUUUCAUUGGAUUUGUUUACACUUUGUAUUUUUUUCUAUGUGACCCUUUGAAUUUCUUGUUUCUUUUGUGGUGUAAAGGUCUUUUGUUUGGUAGAUUGUAUUCACUUGUGUUGGAUUUCAAAAUCCUCAGGAGCAGAUUUGAUUGGAUUCACUGACUGUUGUAAAUGCAGUAAUGGUUUAGAAAUGGGUCAGUGACGUGACGUUGGCAUUUUUGUGUCCAGAAGCCACAACUUUUCAUGUUCUCAAUAUAUAAAGGUUUAAAUGGUUUAAAUGUAUUUGUUUUAUUUCACUUGUUACACAUUUAAAUGAAGAAACCAAAUCUGAAAAAAUAUUAAAGGUUUAAAAUAUCAAAAAGUGAUUGGGUGAAACAGGUCACACACAAUCAGUGAGAACUUUAGUUUUUUUCUUUUUUUCUCUGGCGUUAUUUUAAAGCUUUGACAUGAACAUAUAAAAGCAUUUUUAAAAUGAACACAAAAGAACUACUUUUAAUGUCAUUAAUAAAGUUGUGUCCAAAAGUCGA